AUCUGGAGAAGUGGUUGAGCACAGGAGCGCAUGGCGGUGGGGAAAGCUGCGAGAAGGGGAGAGAUGUGAAGUUUUAGGAAGGGAGGUGGGGGCCCAUCCCACUGUGUAGGUAGCGAGUGAGCAGAAGUGUUCUAUCUGUCGUCUGUAGGGCUUAGAAAUGCAAACCAGGGAGAUUUCUCUGCCUGGCUUUUGAUCUCCGCUGUGAGCGCCCAGGGGAGGCCUGACCUGAGAUGGAUUAUUGACCAGAGCAAAGCUAUGUACCUGGAUUACCUUCACUGCGGACAAGGAUGGUUUAACUGUGAGGAGCAGGGUUACUGCUACUCUUCCUGCUGUGUUUCCUCGUAUCUACCUGAGCCAUUACCUUUAAGCAAGAGGGAUGACUCAGGUGCCUGCUGACUACCUGUCAACCACCAGCUCCUACAACUAUGAGCAGCCCCUUCCCUCCUUGGCUCGGACCAGCACUGUCACCAAGGUACCCCCAGCCAAAAAAAUAACCUUCUUCAAGAGUGGAGAUCCUCAGUUUGCAGGAGUCAAGAUGGCCAUCAACCAGCGAAGCUUCAAGAGCUUCAAUGCACUCAUGGAUGACCUCUCUCACAGGGUCCCACUGCCUUUUGGGGUACGGACCAUCACCACCCCACGAGGAAUACAUUGCAUCAGUGAGCUGGACCAGCUGGAGGAUGGAGGAUGCUACCUUUGCUCCGACAAGAAAUAUGUCAAGCCUAUUAGCAUUACUUCUGGGGGACACAGGCCAGGCCCUCCGCGAAAUGGUCGUCCCUCCAGUACCUUGAGAAGAGCUGCUCAGGAGGGAAAGCUUGAAGAGUAUUCCACACCUUUCACUCAGCAUGGCCCAAGAAUACCCAAGAAAAUCACUCUAGUUAAGAAUGGAGAAAGUGGUUUCCGGCGCUCAAUUAUCUUGAACCGCAGAAAUGCCAGGAGUUUCAAAACGCUCCUGGAUGAGAUUUCAGACAUCCUGCAGUUCCCAGUGAAGAAGCUUUACACUGUUGAUGGGAAGAAGAUCGACAGCAUGCAGGCUCUGCUUCACUGUCCCAGCGUGCUGGUGUGUGUCGGCCGGGAGCCAUUUAAACCUGUAUCGAUGGAGAAUUUGAGGAAACACUCGGUGGAGAAGCUGCCCAACCUGGCUCCCCGUUCCAACGGCAACAAUGUCAAUGAAAACAAUGAAAUGAACUUUGGACUGAAAGCCAAAAAAAGUGUUAUCCAUCCACGGUCAGCAUCAAGCAAUCGGUCAAUGAGAUUUUCUUUAUCAUCAGAAAAGUCGUAUCCUAAUGGUCUCGUUGCCUCACCAGAUAAUGGUGCAUCUUUCUCAAACAGUUUCUCACAUCCAAAACCUGGGGACCUGGUCCAUUCCUUGGUCAAUGACGACAUAGAAAAACGGGUACAUGUGAACAAGGAUGGUAGCCUAUCCGUUGAGAUGAAAGUCCGCUUCCGCUUGCUGAAUGAUGAGACUUUGCAGUGGUCCACCCAGAUCAAAAAGUCCAAUCUGAUGAACGAGAUGCCUUGUGAAGAGUCAGGUGUAGAGGAGGACAGCGGAGUAGACCCCAUACAGAAAAUGAACCCAGAAGCCAGCUCAGAGGCGGAUGAGUCAUUAUAUCCCUGUGAUAUUGAUUCUUACAUGUCAAAACUUGAGGAAUCAGAAUGUGACGAGGCUCAUUGUCAUAGCUGUGGAAAGAAACACCAGGACUAUGACAUUUGGAAAAACCCCAUGCACAUAUCCCAGAGGGAAGAGCCCAGUGUACGAAGCACCUGGCACACACGGUCGUCAUGCUCCAGCACAUCUUCCCGGAGGAGAGUAGUCCACAAAAAAAUGGCUUCUGUGGAUAGCCUCCACACCACAUCCAGUGAGGAGUUCUCUGAGCACAUUGUGCAAGAGUCCUCAUCCUACUCAGAGACUAUAGAGAACAGAGUGGCAUAUAGAUCCAUUAAAAAGUGUAUGUGUCGAAGUGAUUUGUCUACAGGUGCUUCCAAUGGAGAAGACCAGCAAGAAUACACUCGGACAAGCACGAGCAAUAGUCAGAGACCUUCAUCCUUGGGUUUAAUGUCACAUUCAAGCUGUGAAAACAACCUGGAUACCCAAGACGCCCCCGAAGACCAUGAGGCCAGCAAAACCAAUUCACAAAAUGAAGAUGAAAAUUGUUUUGAAGUUUCCUCUGUGAAGUGCUUAAAGAAUGAUGCAGAAGAGAUUGAAAGCAGCAGAGUUGGGAGUGUCUCAUCAAGGUCAUCUCUGCAGUCCAGACAGAGCAAGAAGAACGUAUGUGAGGAAACAAGUAGCACGGGUAGGACCAUGUCCUCCUCAAGUGUUCAGAAGGCAAGUCAAGAAGAUAACACUAGGUGCUCCACUUCUGCCAACAGUGUGCACAGCAAGUCUAGUAACUGUACCACGCCAACAGCAAAGAGUGAACAGAAUGACCACUCUGAUGACAACGUAGUGGUCUCCUCCUUCUCCAGUGAGUCCUGCCCUAAGAAAGAGGCUGAAGAGGCUGAAGCAGAACAAGAUGAAAUCAAUGAAGUCAGCUCAGUGUCAGCAAAAACAAAGCCCAGCCGAUCAAUUAGAGAUGAGAGCAGUGAAAGUGAACGAUGCUCUACACAAGGUACCCCCCAUUCCAGAGCUAGUGACAGGAACAGCAAGAGAAGUGACAGUGAUGAGAUUCUGUGCAAUGCCUCUUGCUCUUCCAGAGGAUCCAAAAAGAGCAAACACAGCCAUAUUCAUUUGGAUGCACAGUCUGAAAUGUCUGUGUCUUCACUUGAAUCCACUCUGAAUAAAAAGAAGAAUUCCCUACAUGCAGAUGAUCUGAGAUCAUGCAGCAGGGCAUCUAAUUACUCCAAAAGCUCAUGUGAAAUCAAGAAAAAAUCUGUUAGAGACCCCAUGUCUCAUAACUCAGGAUCUUUUCACUCAAACAUUUCAUCUACUAGUGAAGCAGAGGCAAUUACAGGUUUUACUGAGGAGAAAAGCUUGAAAAGUACCGCCGAUGGCUACAGUGAAUCCUCAAAAGGCUCAAAGAAGAGAAGCCAUAGAGAAGAAAAUAGUAAGCCAUCAUCCCUCUGCUCAAGUGUUUCAAGCCCUAAUGAAAAAGCUGGAGAGGGUCAUUCCAAGAUUAAUUCAGAGGCCCCAUCUUCAAGACAGGGAAGUAUGAGCGAGAGUAUAUGUUCAAAAGGUGACCACUCAACUGAGACUGGGAUUAGGAAUGGAAACCCUGCAAGUGUCUCUUCAAGAGUCUCUUCAAAGUCAGAAGUAAAAGAUAAAUGCUUGUUGACACAGGUAUCCCAGGAAAGUGAUGAUAGGUGUUUACAAUCAAACAUAUCUCAGUCUUCAAAAUCAAGGCAGGUAAAAACUAGAAAUCUCCAUGUGAGGAUGUCAAACUCCAGCCGAGCAUCACUGUCUGAGACUUUGUCAGUAUGUAGUAUGCAUUGUCCUGCCCCACCAAAAGGGAAGCCAAACAGCAAAAAAAUACAUUCAGCCAUGUUGAAGAACUCUUCCCUUAGCAGCAUAGGUACUGAGUCAGUGCUGACCACAGGAAAAGAGCAGAAAGAAAUUGUAGAUUCCUCCAAAGCAACUUCCUAUGGGUCUAAAUCAGCUGCAACUGAAAUAAAUGAUCAGAAGAAUAAAGAGACUGACGAUUCUUGCAACAGAAAAGUGGAGGAAGAGUUAGAAAGCACAGGUAUGCAGGAGGAAGGGAGUGAUUUAAUGCCAUCUACUCUACCAAAUACAACUCCAGAAGAAGUUGUGCAAGAAUGGCUAAGUAAAAUCCCUUCAGAAACAUUGCUUAUGAAAUAUGAAAUGGAGGAUGAUGCAGAAGAGGAAUGUAUAGAGGCAACCACUGAGGUAUCAUACUGUCCAAAUGCCAAGGAAACCUCGGAGGAUGAAAACACUGAGAAAAAGAAUGUAGAGCAGGCUGAAAAUGAAGCAAACGAUGAAGUGGGAAAAGAGACAGCAGAAGGCACUGCUAUUAAUGAAGAGGCUGAAGAGUGUGUGAAUCAGGAACAAAUCUCUGAGGUUGUGUCCGAAGCUGCCGAAGCUGCCGAAGCUGCCAAAGCUGACCAGGCGGAAUGCAGCCAGUCAGUUACAUCCAGCCAAAAUAACAACAGAAGAGACCUGCCAACCUCUGUCCAGACUUCCGUCCAGAUCAUGAAGGCCUUGCUCAGUUCAAAACAUGAAACAAAAUUUGACCGAUCAAACAGUUUGCCUGAAGUGUCCCCCACUAUGGGGAGAAAACUGAGUAACUCUGCCAACAUUUUGAUUACUUGUCUUGCGAGUCUCCAACUCCUUGAUGAAGUGUCAGAAGAUCCAUCAGAUAAAUCAAAAUGUUUGAAUAAGCCCAGGUAUAUGGAGCUGCUAAACAUUUUUCAAGCCCUGUGGUUUGGAUGCACAGCUGAAAAAAGUGGUCCAAGUUCAGGUCAAGAGGCAAGUGAGCAGCCAAAGACAGCCUCUGGGUUUAAAGCUCCCAAAUCUGUAGAUUGUGACUUCACCCCCAUGUCCUCCUCUGGGGUUGAUGUUGGCAGUGGUUCUGGUGGCUCAGAAGAGAGUACAGCUGGUGCCAGGGACUGCACCUUAACAGCACAGAAAACUGCUGAACUCAAAUCAGCUGGACAAGUGGAAAAUGUAGAGACUGGCACUGAACUGACUGAGGGUGAGGAGCAAGGUAAAGAGGAAGAGCAGUCAUCCCGACCUUCGACAGCCUGCUCCAAAUCAAAAGGAGAGGCAAAAGCACAGUCUACUAGAGAGGACUCUCUAAUUCAGGAGGCAGAAGAGAAUAAGGAGGAUCAGUGCAGUAACUGUGAAAAUGGUCAGGUGGAAGGGGGAGAAAAUGAAAACAAAGAAAACAGCAAAUUAACUGAAAAUGGAGAACAAGAAGAUGAAGCAGUGAAUGAUGAACUCCCAAAAGAAAAUCUUGAAGAGGAAGCUGAUCAGCUACCCACUAAUGAUGAUACUAAUGUCAAUGAUGCUGAUUGUGGAACAGAGCUGAAAGCUGAUUUGGAAGAGCAGCUUGGAAAAGAGUCUCCAAAUGACCCAGAGCCCAAAGUCAAUAUGGCCACCACUAUGGGCACAUCCUUUGUCCAGCAAAAUUCAAUGGAUCCGGACCCAAUUUGGGUCCUGAGACUGCUCAAGAAAAUCGAGAAGGAGUUCAUGACCCACUAUGUCAGUGCCAUGAAUGAGUUCAAAGUCAGGUGGAACCUGCAGAACAAUCAGCAGAUGGAUGAAAUGAUACUGGAGCUGAAGGAAGAAGUGAGUAAAAGGAUACAAAAAAGCAUAGAUAAGGAGAUGAGGAAGAUCAAAAGCAGAGCAGGGAAGAAGAUGCCAAGACCUCCAGAUGAACCACUCAAGCGUGAGUCAACACUCCAAACUGAGCAGAGGAGACGGCGAUUGCAAACUAUGCAUAAAAAGUCACUCAUCAGUGACAAGAAUGGAACCCAGACUAGGUUAGAGGACACAUCAGACUUAUCAUUUGAUGUAAAUGAAGAUACAGCAUUUAGUGCAGCUUUUGAGUCCAGUCUUAAUAAACAAACAAGUGAGGAGGAAUACUGCCCAUGUGACUCCUGUGUGAGGAAAAAAAUGGCUUCCAAGCCUGCAAGAAAGCCAGUGGUGGCCACCAAUGCCCCAGUCAUGAAGGCAUUUGAUUUACAGCAAAUCCUGAGGUUGAAGAAAAAUGAUAAUGAGGAAGCCUGUGCCUCAGAAGCAGCCCAGGACAUCAAAGCAAUUCCCAGCAGUUCUGUGGAGGAAGCAGCAGAAAACAGCAAUCCGAAUGAGGAGAACGAUGAGGGUGAACCCCAGCCAAGUGAAACGGAAGUGGAGGGCAAUGAAGAAAAGGAGCCAGAAUUAAACGAAGUGGACAGCACAACAUUGAACAGAGGUGGAGAAGGAUCUGAAAUAUCAGAGAGUCAAAACUGUGAGAUGGAGGAUGAGGUUAAAGAUGAAGAAACCAAAGAAGAAGAAAAGGAAGAAGCAGAAGAAGUGGGGGAAGAAACAAAAGAGAGAGAAGAAGAGGAAGCAAAAGCAGAGGAGGAAGAGAAAGAGGAAGAAGAAAUAAUGAAGGCGGAAGAAGAGGAGGAAACAAAAGAGGAAGAGGAGGGAGAAACAACAGAGAAAGAAGAUGAGGAAGUAAAAGAGGAAGCAGCAGAGGAGACAAAGCAGGAAGUUGAAGAGAAGUCCAAAGCUGAAGAUGAAGCUGACAAUGAAGCUGAAGAAGCAGAGGAGCCAGAGGAUGAGGACAUUGGGGCUGAUGAUGAGGAGGAGACAUCGGAAUGCAGAGGAGAUGCUGACGGCUCUGGUACUGACAACAAUCCUGAAGGAGAUGCUGCAGAAGGAACUGAAGAAGCUGAGCAGGAUGAAGCUGAGGCAGUGGAAGAUGCAAAUCCAGAGUCAGAAGAUGAGGCAUGUUCAGCUGAGGAGGAAAACAACACUGAAGGAGGUGAUAAAUAUGAUGAGAAUGAUGAGAAACCUACCAGUGAUGACCCUGACAAGGCACAUGAAACAUAUGAAGACGAAGGCAACAACAAGGUUUCUGAGAGACCCUCAAGGGUCAAAGGCAAACAAAACAAGAAAAGGCUAAAGAGUCUGAACAAAGCAGCUGUCUUUUCUUGUUAUUCUUCUGUAGGAAACUUCUCACAGCAAUCCCAGAAGGGGUCUGAAGAUGAAGGUGAAGAGGAAUGCAAAGAUGACAAUAACCCCAUGAGCAGCCAUCCCAAUGGAGAGGUUCAAAGUGAUGAGAGCAGCAAACCCUCACAGAUGUAUCCUGACUGUGAGGAAGAAGAAGAGGACAAAGAAUCUUCAUGCACUGAUUCUUCGGGAGAUGAGGACCAGGCAGAUGCUGAAGGUGUAAAUCCAAAGGAGGUUGAACAUAGUGAAGAAGUUCAGGCUUCUAAAAAGAAAGAAGACUCUGAUGAGAUUGGCCAGGAUGACCUGGACUUCUAG
This is a messenger RNA of Aquila chrysaetos chrysaetos, 6925 nucleotides long. It is a transcript of the gene RP1L1, whose product is annotated as RP1 like 1. Bases 377 to 6925 code for a protein of 2182 amino acids. Gene Ontology annotation, cellular component: axoneme. The record is from RefSeq and is a predicted model, not a curated record. The transcript has 6 exons. NCBI's taxonomy places the organism in Eukaryota, Metazoa, Chordata, Aves, Accipitriformes, Accipitridae. Gene Ontology annotation, biological process: retina development in camera-type eye; photoreceptor cell development; intracellular signal transduction.